AAUUUAGAAUCUUCAUUAUGGUGGUUAUUAAUUAAUUUUUCGUUAUGCUUUGAUGGGAUGGGGGGAUGGUGGAGUCGUGGAUCCAUGCUCGUGGUUUGGGAUUGGCUGCUCCAAUGGUAGACUCAUGGCUCUAUCGCCACCAAGUAGCAACAGAUCUUUAGGCCGAUUUCCUUUAGUUGCAACGGGACGUCGGCGAGGACUUUUCCAUAUAAAUCUGUUUGGAGAGCCUCAACCCUCCUCGAUCACCUUUGACAAGUCCUCAUCCAUGAUCCUCUUUCAAUCGGAGUCCAAUAUGAUGAGCCUGCAGAGCUCAGACCUCACGGGAGAGGGAGAUAGAGAUCGUGUUGGUACAGUGUUUCGAUGCCGUUAUCUGAGAGUGUACGUAAGAGGUUUAGCAGUAAUGUCAAGUGAUAGAUAG
This is a messenger RNA of Dioscorea cayenensis subsp. rotundata (Guinea yam), 418 nucleotides long. RefSeq lists its product as uncharacterized. The transcript is spliced from 3 exons. The record is from RefSeq and is a predicted model, not a curated record. The coding region runs from base 53 to 418 and encodes 121 amino acids. NCBI's taxonomy places the organism in Eukaryota, Viridiplantae, Streptophyta, Magnoliopsida, Dioscoreales, Dioscoreaceae.